Chaetomium globosum CBS 148.51 is the source of this 1761-nucleotide messenger RNA. RefSeq lists its product as uncharacterized. NCBI's taxonomy places the organism in Eukaryota, Fungi, Ascomycota, Sordariomycetes, Sordariales, Chaetomiaceae. Gene Ontology annotation, molecular function: oligopeptide transmembrane transporter activity. Gene Ontology annotation, cellular component: fungal-type vacuole membrane. The transcript is spliced from 3 exons. The record is from RefSeq and is a predicted model, not a curated record. Bases 1 to 1761 code for a protein of 586 amino acids.
AUGGUGCAGACAACGGCGGUGGCGGCUGGGGGGAUGAGCACCAUUUUUGUGUCGGCCUUUCCGGCCAUGUACCAGUUGGGACUCCUCACCGACCCGGCGGCGGACUACUGGCGGCUAGUGACUCUAACGGCCGGAGUAGUGCGAAGGUUUUUCGUCCUCGAGGCGGCGAGGGACCUUCACUUGGUCUUCCCGACACCAUUGGCCACAGCCAUCACCAUCCGCGAUAUGCACCAGGCCUCGGCGGAGGGGCCUACGGGCCGGACGACCCGCCGCAAGAUGCGCAUUCUGGGAUGGACGUUUGGGUUGGCGAGCGCACUGCGAGUUGGUUCGCAGUUUGCCGUCGGAAUUCUUUGGGACUGGCAUCCAUUUACUUGGUAUUCGUACUUGGUGCCUAGCAGUGGCACGGCGCUGGGACUCGAGAGCUGGGGCUGGUACAUUGAAUGGUCGCCAGCGUUCAUCGGCACGGGCAUGCUCGUUGGGAUGCACGCAGCGGUCAACUACUUUGCCGGAUCUCUCCUUGCCUGGGGCCUCAUCGGCCCCUACUUGGUCUCCUGCGGAUCAGCUUUUGGGUCCGAGAUUCCCGGCACCGGCCUCGUCUCGUACGUCAACUUCUCGGCCGAUUACACAACCGCUUCCCAUCCCAGCCCGAGGUACUGGCUUCUUGGACCGGGCGUUGCCUGUAUGGUGGCCGUCUCCUUGACCGAAAUGGCUUGCCAGUGGCGCGCCCUGUUGUAUCCCAUCCGCGCCAUCUGGAAGAAACCCGACGAUGCCUCCUCCUCCUCCUCAAAAUCCACCGAUCCUUUCCCCUCCUCAAACCAAGUCCCAACCUACCUCUGGCUCCCCGGCUUCCUCCUCACCAUUCUCCACGGAAGCUGGGUCAUGAACACACAAUACGCCAUGCCCCUACUCACCUCCCUCCUCGCCUUCCUUCUCGCCAUGGUCCUCUCCUUCCUCACCACCCAAGCCACCGGCGCAACCGACAUCACCCCGGUCACCGCCGCAUCCACCUCCUCCCAGGUCACCCUCUCCGCCCUCUCUUCGUCGCAGGGCCUGGCCCCGCCCACCAUCCAGCGCUUCGGCCUGCUCGGCGGCGCCCUCUCCGCCCUCGGCGCCAUGCAGUCCGCCGAUCUCACGGGCGAUUUCCGCGUGGGCUUCCUGCUGCGCACCUCCCCCCGCAAGCAGUGGAUCGCGCAGUGCAUCGGCACGCUGUUUGCCUGCGUCGUCGCGCCGGGCCUCUACGUCCUCUUCUCGGAGGCAUAUCCCUGCGUCAAUCAAACGGCUUUUUCUAGUGGCGGAGAGACGGGGUCGGGGAAAUGCCCCUUCCAAGUCCCCACGGCGAGCGCAUGGCGCGCGAUUGCUCUCGCGACGACAGACCCCGACGCGGGCGGGAUGCCAGAGUCGAGCCGCAUCUUCGCGGUGGUCUUUGCCGCGGUAGGGAGCGCCAGCGUGCUGGUAAGGCAUGGGCUGUGGAACGGGAAAUGGGAGUGGGUGAGGGGGUGGCAUCCGAAUUUUAUGCUGGUGAGUUUGGGGUUCAUCAUCCCUGCGACGGUGUAUUCUACGGCCAUGUUGAUGGGUGCUUGGGGCGCGAGGUGGUGGAGUCGGAAGAGCCCCGAGACGUUUGGAAAGUAUGGGUAUGCGGUUAUUGCGGGGCUGACCAUGGGGGAGGGGGUGGGCGGCGUGGUGAAUGCUGUGAUGCAGGUUGUGGGACUGUCCGGGGAGAAGUGGGGGACGGUGGUGGGAUGUCCUUGGGGAAGGUGUUGA